Messenger RNA from Strongylocentrotus purpuratus (purple sea urchin), 4513 nucleotides. It is a transcript of the gene npepps, whose product is annotated as puromycin-sensitive aminopeptidase. Bases 144 to 2747 code for a protein of 867 amino acids. Gene Ontology annotation, molecular function: metalloaminopeptidase activity; peptide binding; zinc ion binding. The transcript is spliced from 18 exons. Gene Ontology annotation, biological process: proteolysis; peptide catabolic process. Gene Ontology annotation, cellular component: cytoplasm. The record is from RefSeq and is a predicted model, not a curated record. NCBI's taxonomy places the organism in Eukaryota, Metazoa, Echinodermata, Echinoidea, Camarodonta, Strongylocentrotidae.
AUUGCCGAUCGGUUUGACUGUCUGAGACUGUUGGUGCAAGCUGUUUGGAGAAGCUGCAGUAUAUUUGUAGUCUUUAUCUUCUACUUGUACAACGAGAACGAUUAAAACCUUGUAACAACGCUGAAAUCACAUUUGAAAUCAAGAUGCCUGGUACAAAGCCAUUUGAACGUCUACCAACGAGUGUCAUUCCUGUCAAUUACAAGAUUCAGCUCCAACCUGAUCUGCAAAAGUUCACCUUCGCUGGCAAGGAAACCAUUUCAGUUCAGGUUAAAUCCUCUGUGGAUAAAGUGGUUCUGAACUGUUUGGAUAUUGUCAUCCAGAAAGCUGUCUACACUACCAAUGGGCAAGAAACGAGCAACGCAUCCAUCGAUUACAGCAAAGAGAAUGAAACCGCCACUCUUACAUUCCCCUCACCCCUUGCUGUCGGCAGCGGUGAUCUGGCCCUGGAGUUCACAGGAGAGCUCAAUGAUAAGAUGAAAGGGUUCUAUCGAAGCAAGUACACCACACCAGCUGGUGAAGAAAGAUACUGUGCUGUUACUCAGUUUGAGUCAACAGAUGCACGAAGAGCGUUUCCUUGCUGGGAUGAGCCUGCAGUUAAGGCGACCUUUGACAUCACAAUGGUGGCACCCAAGGAUAGAGUAGUGCUUUCAAACAUGAAUUCCAUCAGUGAUGAGACUAGCCCUGAUGACCCCAGUCUUAAGGUCGUGACCUUUGGCACCUCUCCAAUCAUGUCAACCUACCUCGUUGCAUUUGUAGUGGGCGAGUUUGACUUUGUUGAGGGGAGGUCUGCUGAUGGGGUUGAUGUUCGAGUUUUUACACCCCUUGGAAAGAAGGAACAGGGAGAAUUUGCACUGGAGGUUUCUCUGAAGACUCUGCCAUUCUACAAGGACUACUUCAAAGUGGCCUACCCUCUACCAAAGAUUGAUCUCAUAGCCAUUCCUGAUUUUGCAGCUGGAGCCAUGGAGAACUGGGGCCUUGUGACAUACAGAACGACAGCCUUGCUAGUGGACAUCAAAAAUUCAUCAGCAAAGGCAAAGCAGUGGGUUGCAAUUGUUGUUGGUCAUGAAUUGGCUCAUCAGUGGUUCGGAAACUUGGUCACCAUGGAAUGGUGGACCCACCUGUGGCUUAACGAAGGCUUUGCAUCAUGGAUCGAGUACCUGUGUGUUGAUCAUUGCUUCCCAGAGUAUGAUAUCUGGACCCAGUUCAUCACUAAUGACUAUACCAGAGCACUGGAACUAGAUGCACUCAAGAACAGCCAUCCUAUUGAGGUACCAGUUGGGCAUCCUGAUGAAGUCGAUGAGAUCUUUGAUCUGAUUUCAUACUGUAAGGGAGCCUCUGUCAUCAGGAUGCUGCACGAUUUCAUUGGAGAUGAUGCAUUCCGGAAAGGUAUGAACGUGUACCUUGAGAGGCACAAGUACACCAACACCUUCACAGAAGACCUUUGGCGAGCCCUUGGGGAAGCCAGCGGGAAGCCGAUAGAAGACAUCAUGGGCACCUGGACCAAACAGAAGGGUUUCCCAGUCCUCAAGGUCACCAGGGAGAUACAAGGAGAUAAACAAAUUCUUAACAUCUCACAGGAGAAGUUUUCUGCUGAUGGCCAGAAAGAAGAUGGAGAUUUCAAGUGGAUGAUUCCUAUCAGUAUUGCCACCUCCAGCCAACCAACCAAGACCAUUGAGAAGGUUGUCCUAGAUAAGGAUUCUCUCUCCGUCACAGUGGCAGCUGCAAAGAGUGAAGGAAUCAAGCUAAAUCCAGGAACUGUAGGAUUCUACCGCGUCCAGUACUCCAGUGAGAUGUUAGAAGCACUCCUGCCAGGAAUCCGAGACCAGGUCCUUCCAGCUAGGGACAGACUAGGACUUGAGUCUGAUCUAUUUGCUCUGGCUAAAACUGGGCAAGCAAGCACUGUGGAUGUUCUGAAGCUGUUUGAAGCCUUUGAGAAUGAGACAGACUAUACGGUAUGGACAGAGCUAGCAACCAACCUUGGUGCCAUCGGGGUCUUAUUGGCCAGUACGGAUCACCUAGUUCACCUGAGGGGCUUCGCCAAGCAGCUCUUCGGCAAGGUCUAUGCCAGCCUGGGAUGGGACGCCAAGGACAAUGAAAAUCACCUUGCUGCCUUGUUACGAGCCCUUGUCAUCAGGGUGAUGGGACGUAACGGACAUGAAGCAACGGUUGAGGAAGCUCGUAAGCGCUUCAAGGCACAUAGGUCAGGUGGUGAACAGCUCCCUGCCGAUCUCAGAAAUGCCGUCUACUUGACAGUGAUAGCUCAUGGUGAUGAAGACACUCUCAAUGACAUGAUUGAGUUCUUCAAAGUACAGGAUCUACAGGAAGAGAAAGAUCGUAUCCAAAGAUCCCUUGGUGCGAUCAAAGACCCUGCCCUCAUCAAGAAAGUGCUGGAGUUCUCCAUUGGGGAGCAUGUGCGAUCACAGGACACGGUGUUUGUGAUCAGCGGAGUGACAGGGACCAAGACGGGACGAGAGCUGGCAUGGCAGUUCCUCCAGGAUAAAUGGUCUGAGCUCUUUGAAAGGUUCUCAGGAGGUUUCCUUCUAUCUAGGCUUGUACAGUCGUGCACUGAAGGCUUCACCACAGAGGAGAGAGCGUUGGAGGUACAGAGCUUCUUUGAGGCUCACCCUGCACCUGCAGCUGAAAGGACCGUCCAACAAUCCCUAGAGAACAUCCGACUCAAGGCCAAAUGGUUAGCUAGGGAUGGAGACAGCAUCGGUCAGUGGCUCAGGCAGAAAGUCCAGCUCUAAAGCAACCAAUGCCGAGGUACCCAUUGUCCAAGCAUGGAUAAUGUCAUUUUACACACUUAUUACUGGUGAGGAGCUCGUUCUUGUCGGAGCAUAGUAUCUUCUUCCUAUGUAACUUUUUCUUUUGGAACACAAUUCACAAAAUAACCAAUGGCUUCAAUAAAAACCAGUAUUGAAUCUGUAAAUUCAUGCAACAUUUGCAAUUCAUCUGUAUCUCAAAAUACUUAAUUUGGCUGAAUAUUUCAAAACCUCUUUAAGAUGGAAUGCUGAAACAGCAAAACUUAGUUGCAAUCAUGUUUGAAUCAUUUGCGAUAUGGUCUUUUCUAUUUUCUGUAAAGCAGCAAAUUUUCAUCAUGUCCUCUUGACACAAUUAUGCCAAAAAAUGUCAACCUUCUUUCAUGCUAUAUACCUUCUUACUGAAUUACAUGUUUUACUUCCAACACUAAACGGCUUCUUCCUCUCAUUGAAUUCUAAUUGGCACAGUGCCAACUCCAGUGCACAGUCCAAAAUACAUGUAUAUGCAACUUUGUUGAUGACUAGUUAUCAAAUAUCAUAGUAUAGCAUAAGAGCGUAUUUUAUGUUCAGUGGAUGUUUAUUUUUGUCCAUCAUUUUUGGUUAUUGUAACUGUUCUUUUCGUUUCUUUCAAUAAUCAGCCUUCACAAUGUUAAUGUAUUUUGACGUAGUUUUAUAGCAAUAUAUGUGACUGGUUAAUAUUUCAGUCUAGUGUUAGGGUAACAACUGUCCCUCUGUUUACUAAAAUUGUCUUGGAAUGAAUUGUCAAUAGUAAUAUUUGCAGUGUUUUUUGUCUUUCUUCUACUUAUUUUUGUUGUGCUCAAUUGGUCCAGAAAUGUUUCCUGGCUACAGCAUUCACAAAGCAUGUGCCCAUUUUAUAUUUCAGGGAGAAAAGGAAACAAAAGUUACUUUUAAACCAAACUUAUCAUAAAAUGUUGACAUGGAUAGAUAUGACACAGAAUAGGUAAGCAUGUGACAUGGCCCCUGGGAACCUACAGCUUAAAUUUCUUCCUGAGGGAUUUGUUUAUCUUUUGAUCUUUAACCUGUGGUCUCGUGUAUAAGCAUUUAUGUUUUGAAAUAUAUGUAUAUUAAAAAGUUGGCUCACAAGCCGAAAUUGCUGCAGUAAUUAGACUAUCAUUGUUUAAAGGAACACACUUUUAUUUGUAUUGCUAGACCUUGAAUGCCCAGUUGAAAGAGUACAUGUAUACAGAUUGAAGUUCAGUAGAAAAUUCUUAGCUGUCUACGGUAAUCCAAUUCCCAAAGGCUCAAACAAUAUAUCCUGCUUAUAUGAAGUGUAUAUCCUCCCUGUGUUGAUCAUGUGGACUCUGGAGUUCUGACAUCAUGUAAAAUUCAAAAUGUAUUAAUGACUUUAAAGGAUCCAGACUCAAAGAACAGGUCCACUUUCCGAAGAAAAUUGAUGUACAUGUAUCUGUUUGGUCACAUGUUGUUUGGUUUUGUUUUGUUUAUCUGUUUAUUGGUUAGAUCUCUAUGGUAUUGACUAUUUUCUGAAAUUCAUCUAUCAAUUCUUAAAAGGCUUCAAAAGCUUUGUUAUGCAGAUUCCAACGAGGCGAGUGAACACUUAAAGUGACUUAAAGAAUUAUCUAUAUGUGUCUUAUGAAUUAUUUUUUCAUCGAUGGAGUUGUAAUUAUGAUCUCAACACCAAGUCUGAAGAUAACAAUGAUAUUGUUGGUGAUAUGAUUGCAAUAAAUUUGAUAAAGUCUGUGAGUUCUACUUAUUAAAUGUGAUAACGAAACAAA